Messenger RNA from Oncorhynchus gorbuscha (pink salmon), 3989 nucleotides. RefSeq names its product DENN domain-containing protein 2A-like. The coding region runs from base 1 to 3126 and encodes 1041 amino acids. The transcript has 23 exons. NCBI's taxonomy places the organism in Eukaryota, Metazoa, Chordata, Actinopteri, Salmoniformes, Salmonidae. Gene Ontology annotation, cellular component: actin cytoskeleton. Gene Ontology annotation, biological process: retrograde transport, endosome to Golgi. The record is from RefSeq and is a predicted model, not a curated record.
AUGGAGGAAGAGGGGCAGGGCGACUCGGCUGAGCAGAGGCACGCCAUGCUAGGGGGGAGUCCCGCUGGGCCUGGACGGGACGUGGGCAGCAAGGCGGCCCCUUUUGGGGAGAUUCCUCACAACCCGAUGCCAGCUGCUAGCACAAUGACAGGUGGGACGGCCCUGCGAUUCUGUACCAACACUGACAACUGUGUCUACCAAUCAGUCAACGGGCUCCAGUGUUGCGGCUUGAAGGUUGGGGAGGCUCCGUCUGCGGUCCCCCAGCGGCCAGACGUGGUGUGUGGGGACAGGGACACCUCCAAGCAGCCCUUCUCCCCCCUGGUCUCCACUGUAGACGGGCCAGACACCACUGACACCAUCCUGGCUCACAGAAGAGCCACCUCGGACCCCCAGACCACCAUGGAGCACGGACUGGUCGGCUGCAGCAAACUCAACAAGACCCCGGCGGGUCUGAAGACCAGCGCCAGCAUCCGGGACAAGAUCUCCCAAUGGGAGGGGAAAAAGGAGACCCUCCCUACCACCCAAGUGGUUGGAAGUGGUCCAUGUCUGCUGACCACAGUGCACAAGGAACCAGAGUCUGUGAGAAAGGAGAUCUCUGAGGACCACAGGCCGGACAGUAAGAGGUUGGUCAGUUGGGAGAGGCAGGACUCUGGGAAGGAGCAUGCAGGAAAGCUGGGGGAUUUAUGGCCAAAGUCACCUGAGGGCCCCACUACCAAGGGGGACCGAGAGGUGAUACUGGAUAGAGGACCCCUCAGAGGCAGUAGUAAACUCACAGAGACAGCCAAGGAAAAUAAGUCAGUUUUGACUCACAUUAAGAAACUGGAGCAGGCCAUGAAAGAGGGUGACACUGAGAAUGUGUACACUGAGCCUGGCACUGCCAGUCCCUCCAUCAACCCCUUACCUAAACCCCAGCGAACAUUCCAGCACCACACCCCUCCCAGCACCCCAGCCUCAGGACUGAGCCUGGGCAAGGGGAGACGUGACCUGCCCCCUCUGCCCUCCAUCCCCCCGCCUCCCCUACCCACCUGCCCCCCCGCCAGCAGUCUGCAGGAGACCCUGGGCAGACCGAACCAGAGACAGCAGUUGGUCCCUGCAGCGAAGUCCUAUGAGUUUGAGGAUCUGCUGCAGUCGUCAGAGAGCAGCAGGGUGGACUGGUACGCUCAGUCCCGACUGGGCCUCCCACGCACUUUAUCAGAGGAAAACGUCUACGAGGAUAUCCUAGACCCUCCGUCAAAGGAGAAUCCUUACGAAGAUAUAGAGUUGAAGAGAAGUUGCCCUGGAAACAAGCGCUCUUUACCCAUCUCCUCUCCCUCAUCCCUUGUCCCCGACACACCGGCCAAGCUGUCCUCAAAGCCAGGUUUCUUCAGGCAGAACUCAGAACGCCGCAGCUUCAAGCUCCUGGACCUGCGUAAGAACAACCGGGACACCGGAAUCUCCUCGCCCUCCCGCAUCAGCCCCCCCUCCACCCCCAGCAGCCCUGACGACACUCCCAGUCUCUCAGGAGACCCCUACAACCGCAGGCGCAGAAAGAUCCCAAAGAUGGUGCUGAAGAUCAACGGCAUCUUCGAGUUGAGGAGAGGGAAGAAACGCAUGAAGAGGGUGUCUCAGUCUACUGAGUCCAGCUCAGGGAGAGUGACCGAUGACAACAGUGAGUCCGAGAGUGACACAGAGGAAAAAUUGAAAGCUCAUAGCCAGCGUCUGUCAUCGGUGCAGUCCAUGUUGAGGCAGACGGGGCGGUGCCGGACACUGGAAAGGGGCCCUAUGGACCUACAGGAGAGGAAGCUGUUUGAGUACUUCAUAGUGGUGGCACUUCAGAAUACCAAGGCUGGAGCUCCUUAUCUACCAGAGGUCACUCAGCAGUUCCCCAUCAAGCUGGAGAGGAGCUUCAAGUUCAUGCGGGAAACGGAAGACCAACUGAAGGUCAUUCCUCAGUUCUGUUUUCCUGACGCUAAGGACUGGACCCCCGUUGACAACUUCCCCAGUGAAACUUUCUCCUUCGUCCUGACUGGUGAGGACGGGAGCAGACGGUUCGGAUACUGUCGUCGUUUACUGCCCAGUGGUAAAAGCCGGAGGCUGCCAGAAGUCUACUGCAUCGUCAGCCGGCUGGGCUGUUUCGACCUCUUCUCUAAGAUUCUGGAUGAGGUAGAAAAGAGGAGGGCCAUUUCUCCAGCUCUGGUGCAGCCCUUCAUGAGGGGCAUCAUGGAGGCUCCAUUCCCCGCCCCGGGGAGAACCAUCACUGUGAAGAACUUCCUGCCUGGCUCAGGCACUGAGGUGAUAGAGCUGUGUCGUCCGUCUGACUCUCGUCUGGAGCAUGUGGACUUUGAGUGUCUGUUCUCCUCUCUGUCGCUGCGUCUGCUCCUCAGAGUCUUCGCCUCUCUGCUGCUGGAGCGCAGGGUCCUCUUCACCGCUGACAAACUCAGUACUCUGUCUCAGUGCUGCCAUGCGAUGGUGGCUCUACUCUACCCGUUCACCUGGCAGCACACCUACAUCCCUGUGCUGCCCCCUUCCAUGCUGGACAUAGUAUGUACCCCCACCCCCUUCAUCGUGGGUCUGCUAUCCAGCUCUCUGCCCAGCCUCAAAGAGUUGCCCAUCGAGGAGGUCCUGGUGGUUGAUCUCGGCAACAGCCGCUUCCUCAGACAGCUGGAUGACGAGGACUCCAUUCUGCCUCACAAGUUGCAGGCUGCUCUGGAACACAUUCUGGACAAGAGGAAGGAACUGGCCAGUGAGAUGCCCACCGACUCUAGCUCCCUCAGCACGGUGGUGUCGGAGACCUUUGUACGUUUCUUCGUGGAGAUGGUGGGCCACUACCCUCUCUUCAUGGGCGGGGGGGAUCGAGAGGACGAGUCUGUAGCCCCCUCCUCGCCCACCCCGUCCUGCUUUCAGCGCGAGGCCUUCCGCAAGGCUGUCACUUCCAAGAGUCUGAAGAGGUUUCUGGAGGUCUUCAUGGAGACCCAGAUGUUCGCUGGGUUUGUGACAGAGAGGGAGCAACGCAGGCAGGGUCUAAGAGGUUUGUUUGAGGUGAGGUCACAAGAUUACCUGGACUCUCUCCCAGGGAGCGAACAGCGUGGGGUCAACAAGUUCCUCAAGGGUCUAGGAAAUAAGAUGAAAUUCCUGUCCAAGAAAUGAUGCCUCGGGACGGGACUCCAUGAGAGGGAGCAUGUUCAAAAGAGGUUGAGAACAAAACACUUUGUCUAAGGACCCAAACUCCCUGUGGAUAGCAUGAAGAAGGGGAUUGUGUGUCCACAAGCUUAUGGAGACAUACUGGGCAAGGACCGAACACUCCUUGCAAUAUUUGGACUGAACAUGAAUGACUUUGGGGGGUGUUGGGGUUUAGCAAUCGGACCAAAAACAUUCAUAUUGUUGCAGCCCCAAAGACACAGACCCAUCAAGGAACGUCGUUCUCCUUUGAGGUCUUAUCAUUCGAGAGUGUCUCUCUGUCGCCCCUGAGAGCUUACUUCUGUAAAGCUGUCUGCCUUUAUAGUGUACAUUGAUGUACUGUAUAGCACAGUCCAUUUCCAUUCCUAGAGUUGGGAUAGAAUGACUGGAUGUUGCUGGGUGGGCCAAAAGACCAUUCCAUUUUGUACCGUACCGUUUAAACAUUCCACAUAUUUCUAUUGAGUACAACUUCUAUGUUAACAGGAGGCUUAAGUUAAUUUAUACGGUGUACUUUUUAAGAGUAACUGUUUCUUCCAUUUUCCCUCCUUCAAAUGAAAGCAAAAUAACAUCCUGUAGUUUUGUGAUGGGCUUUAUGUAGUCUGUAUGGAGGAGGGGUCAUAGACCACUGGGUUACUAUUGAGGAAAUAUACCACUGAGACAGAGUGAACUAUGGAUUGGAAUGGGUGUAAGGGAAAUUAUCAGAAAGUCAUACCUUGGAGAAGGCAAAGGAGACCUAAAAUAAGUUGAUAUGUAAUUGUCAAACACCACUAGUUUUGCCUUAAACCUGAUUUGAAAAUGUUAUGAAAUAAUUAAAGUUAUUUUUAAUUAAUAAA